CCCUCACGCUUUUCUAUUUUUUUUACUAGUUACUUUAUUUUAUUACAACUUGCCUAAUAAAAAUACAAUGGUAGCUGUUGCAACACAAAGGUACCGGCAGAGUCUUGUAUUUCUGACCUCUCUGUUUUUACUCUUUUGUGCACUCUUUGCUGCACCAGCAUAUGGGCGCAAGCCGCGAGUACCAGGAGCACGAGGGCGACUUUUAGUAUUUGGUGAGAGUCUGGUGGACCCAGGCAACCUGUACACGUUCAUCUCGCAUUUGUUCCCAUCCGCGCCUUACUACCAAGGCCGGUGGAGUAACGGGCCAACGUUUGUCGAGUACCUUUCGGACCUGCAAUGCCGCUCAAUGGAAAACUAUGCUUUUGGCGGCGCAACAACUAAUAAUGGAAAUAUCACGGCACUGCCAGUGAAGAGCUUGGUGCAGAUGCCGAGCACGGACCAGCAGGUCAAAUUAUUCAACCUCUACCAUAUGCUGACUGUGUCUGGAAGCGCCUAUAAGGAUGAUGUGGCUGUGUUUACGGCGGGCGCGAAUGAAAUCUUCCGCUCUGUUGAGGGCAUUCUCGCUGGUACUAUAGAUCCUGACUACCUGCCAUUUAUGAUUUCUAGCAACUUGAAGGGCCAGAUGCUGUCGUUGAAGGAGCAAGGUGUGUCGCGCUUUAUCCUUUUUUCGUUGCCGCCCAUCGAUGACUCGCCGAGAAGCAAACUGGGGAACUACCCGGAUGCCAUCAGGGACACGGUCAACCGCAUUAACAUUGCCCUGGAAAAGGUCGUCGUAGAGAUACGCGAGGAGGACAAGCUGUACGAGACUGACCCAAAACGCAGACUCAAGUGGAUCCAGUAUGUAUCCUUCCGUGAUAUCAUCAAUGUGCUUGAACAAAAACCCAUUUUGGAGGCCCUCAAUAUUAAAAGCACCAGGCUGCCCUGCUUGAAGACACUCAAGUAUGAUGUUGAUUUGGGAAGCGAUUUUUACAACUUUUUGGAGCUCGUCACCCAUGCCAAUACCAUUCCGGUUUGCGAGAAUCCUGAUGAGUAUUUCUACUGGGAUGCGUCGCAUUUCUCGGCACAGAUUCAUCGCAUUAUUGGGUAUGUUUUGGAUGAAGCCGUGGAUAGGUUGGAGGCUGGCGAGUAUUGGAAUAUUGAUGCCGAUAAGGUUCUGGGAAUCAUCAAGGAUAACGAGCUGAAUACGCCGAUUGUGUUGCCAAAGGGCUUUGCCUCUACGCCGUUUAUCACAACGUUGUUUAAAAAGUACCCGAUCUUCCGACUGGGAUUCCGUGUGUUUAUGCUGUAGCUUAAUAACAAUAGUAAUAGUAUAAAGUAAAAAUAUGUCGUGUCAUUAAAUACAUGUUCGUCAAAAUGGAGAAAAAAAUGGAAAUGAAAAUGAAAAAAGAAAUAGGAAAGGGUGUGUUUGGUGAGGAUGUCGUGAUGAA
This is a messenger RNA of Kickxella alabastrina, 1427 nucleotides long. RefSeq lists its product as uncharacterized. Lineage: Eukaryota; Fungi; Kickxellomycota; Kickxellomycetes; Kickxellales; Kickxellaceae. Gene Ontology annotation, molecular function: hydrolase activity, acting on ester bonds. Bases 68 to 1288 code for a protein of 406 amino acids. The record is from RefSeq and is a predicted model, not a curated record. The transcript has a single exon.